Molecule: messenger RNA, 1848 nt
Organism: Linum tenue
Lineage: Eukaryota; Viridiplantae; Streptophyta; Magnoliopsida; Malpighiales; Linaceae
Source: the annotation of a GenBank genome assembly
CCUUUUUCCAGUCUCAGUUUCAUCUCCAGACCAAAAAUGGAGGCGAAAUACACUAAAAUAUGGAGGCCAUGGCCCGGAAUCGACGGUGGCGACGACAGGCUCAGCUCUUUACCGGACCAAAUCAUCUCCUACAUCCUCUCAUUCAUGGAAACCAAGUACGCCGUCGGCACCGAAGCUCUCAGUCGACGGUGGGAAGGUCUCUGGACUAGGGUUUCGAAUCUCGACCUCGACAACCGCUUGGUUUACGACGACUCUUCGGGCGACGAUCUGAAAAUUGUAUAUGCAUCGGAUGCUAAGAGGAGAGACUCGCAAUUUUGCCACUUCGUCGACAAGGUAUUGGGAGAGCACAAGAAUCUCAAUUCUCUUACUCGAUUCCGCUUCCAUUUCGCAGUGGAGCACCGUCAGUAUUCCACGGUGCUUCGUAGAACUAGGUUUAAGAGAGAAUUGGUGUUUGGUCCUGCCAUUGAGGAGAUUGAUGUUAGGGUUUGUGGGGAAACAGCACUCGGGAUCCCCCAAUGUAUGCGCUGCAUUCCAGAAAACUUCUACACUUUGAAGAAUCUGAAAGUUGCUAGGCUUUCGGGGGUCGUACUGGGUGCGAUAAACCGGCCCGUCUUUCUUCCUAGUCUGAAGAUUUUACAGCUUUCGUAUGUUAAGAUGAAGGACUUUGAGUCGUUAGGCAGGAUCAUUUCUGGUUGCCCUGUUCUGGAGAUUUUUCACCUGGAGAGUUGCCACCCUUCCAGCAAGAAUGAGAGUGACAGAAUCGAGGUUUCCUUACCGCGUUUGAAGAACUUUAAGGUUAGCGAUUAUGGGAAUUGGGAUGAUCCCAUGUGUCCCAUUGUUAUUGAAGCGCCGAAUCUUGAGGAUCUUUAUCUCGAGCACUUCGCUGAGUUGCAGUUCAAAGGCAAAAUUCCAUUGUCGCGCCUUCAUGUGGCACAUGUUGAUGUAGGCCAGGACUGUCGAACCUCGUAUCAUGAUGUGAUUCGGCUCCUUUCUCAAAUCUCCAAUGCAAGAAAACUGAGCUUAUCUGGGGAGACUCUGGUAAUAAGGUUCAUCUGUCAGCUGCCACCGAUGAUGAUGUUCGACUGCCUAUCUUUCCCAAUCUGACGCAUUUGACAAUUGGAAUCGGGCUAUUUGGGCCAACUAGCUGGUUUCUGCACUCUUUGCUAAACUCAGCCUCCAAACUACAAUCUCUUGUCAUUGACAUGAGGGGUCACUGGGGAGUACCAUUGAGGUGGGAGGGUCUAGAAACUGCUUGCACGCCACACUGUUUGUUAUCAAGCCUGGAGGAAAUCGAGGUUAGGGAACUCGUAGCAUAUCCAGAUGAGAAGAAAAUGAUAGCGUAUUUGCUCAAGUCCGGAGCUGUAUUGAGGAAGGUGAAUAUGCAUGUAAAUAGUCGCUUUCUCGAGUUAAUGGGACGCAAAGAUCUCGUCGCGCUACUAAAGCUUCCAAGACGAUCGAGCACUUGCCAAGUUGAGCUUUUCUUUCCCUUUGAGGAUGACCGAGAUAGCUACAUCGGCAGCGAUGAUGAGAGUGACACUGACGACAACGUAGAUGAUGGUGACUCUGACAGCACUGAUGACAAGAUCGAUUGCGAAGAUGAUGCCAGCGACAGUGAAGAGGAUUCUCUCUGAAGCAUUUCGGUAUGCAAGGAAGGGGGUCUCCGAAUUCCCCUUGGGUAAAGAUUCUCAUAUGCUCUCUCUUCUUAUUAGAUGAGUUGUCUCUUUUUAGAGGAAUGGUUUGGAUGCAUAUUAGAGUGUAGCAUUUGUUGGAUCAUUCGGUGACGAACAGAAUGUUAUAAGCUCUUGUCUAGAUUGCUUCGUAAGCUUGCUUUGCUCCAUGUUGACUACA